Messenger RNA from Amyelois transitella, 5378 nucleotides. It is a transcript of the gene neur, whose product is annotated as protein neuralized. Gene Ontology annotation, molecular function: ubiquitin protein ligase activity. The transcript has 4 exons. The record is from RefSeq and is a predicted model, not a curated record. The coding region runs from base 361 to 2103 and encodes 580 amino acids. Lineage: Eukaryota; Metazoa; Arthropoda; Insecta; Lepidoptera; Pyralidae.
AAUACGUGCUGUCGAACCCUCACCUUUAAAAAUUAAUAUAAUAAUUACAAUUAUGUCAUUAUUUGCGAUACAAUAUAAUUACAUAAAUGAGGAAAUUGUUCCUGUCUAACUAUCAUAAUUUAUAUUAAACCUAAAUAGUGCAAAAGCCAAUCAGAUUCUAAUAAGAAGACUAUAGUUGAACUAGCGGUUUCAAUAACAUAAUUUAGUGUACUAAUUGCUGUAAACAUGAGUUUGUAAAGAUCAUAGUUCGUUUUCCGCGUGUUCCGUGACUGCGACUAGUGUUUGGGUCAAUCAAAUGUGUUUAUACAACAAAUACCUAAUUGAUAAUUAGACACGCGCGUUACUACGUGAACGGAGACUAUGGGGCAGACGGGCAGCGCAAUACCCGCGCCCCGCACCUCUUGCACCGGCGGGGCUCCGAACAACCUCCCGCCUCUGAGCUUUCACAGCGUCCACGGGGAGAACGUGAGGGUGUCUAGAGAUGGCUCUGUCGCGAGACGAGUGGAAUCGUUCUGCAAGGGCGUCGCGUUCAGCGCGAGACCAGUGCGCGUUAAUGAGAAGGUCUGCAUACGCUUCGUCGAAAUCUCCAACAGUUGGAGCGGCGUCAUCCGCUUCGGCUUCACCACUCACGACCCGGCCACCUUAGCCCACGCAUUACCCAAAUACGCCUGCCCAGACCUGACCAACAAACCAGGCAACUGGGCCAAGGCUCUGGGCGAGAGGUUCUGCGAGAAAGACAAUAUUUUGUACUACUACGUCAACUCGGCUGGUGACGUACAUUUCGGUAUCAACGGGGAGGACAAAGGCCUGUUCUUCUCCGGCGUCGACACGAGAAACCCACUGUGGGCCUUAGUGGACGUUUACGGAAACUGUACAGCGGUGCAGUUCGCUGAUCCGAGAGCGCCAAACCAAAUUAGAAGACCUGCCCAAAGUCCGGUCGAGGAGGACAGAUUGGUCGGUAGCAUGAGGAGCUUAGCCAUUGAGGAGCCCUUGCCGCCGCCAAGAUACUCCAAUCCUUUAGUACCUCUAAGUCUACACAGGACUAAAGGGAGGAACGUGCAAUUUAUCAGCGAUAGAGGCGUAGCGGCUAGGACGGAGGCGGAGUUCUGUCAAGGAUACGUUUUCACAGCUAGGCCGAUGCGUCCGGGACAGACUAUUGUGGUGCAAAUACUGUCCACUGAGGCAGCUUACGCGGGCAGUCUGGCUAUAGGGCUGACUUCCUGCGACCCUGGUACACUAAGGCCUUGCGAUUUGCCUGACGACGCUGAGCUGCUUUUGGAUAGACCUGAGUACUGGGUGGUGAGACGGGAUGCGGCUAACGGGUUGAGGAGAGGCGAUGAGUUAGCCGUGACCUUGACCAUGGACGGGGAAGUGAGAGUCAGCAGGAACGGUUCGACGCCUGUGACUGUCAUGCACGUGGACCACACGUUGCGUCUGUGGGCUUUCGUGGACAUUUAUGGCGCUACGCAGAAGGUCAGGAUGUUGAGCAGCCAAGUUCCUCAGCCGGCUCAGACUCCCCCGCAGCAGUUGAGGGUUAUAACUGGGUCAGCGGCGCCGAUAUCCACCGGGAACGGCGGGACGGUGCUGGUGGUGAGCCUGCCGCCGCAGAACGGUGCCCAGAACGUGGGCAGCCAUCAGCAGGGGCUGACUCUCGCCAGCGCGCAUUAUAUUGAGCCGAUCCAAGCGACGUCACAGCUGUGCUUGACCAACCUGCAGCCUCUGCCUACCCCAUCGUGCCAGGCGGCUCCCUACCCCCGUCCGCGGACGGAUGCCCAAUGUUCUUCGUCCAGCCAAAAUUCUUGCAACGAACAAGUUAUACCGAACGGCCAUCCAGAACCUUUGAGGUUAGCCGACCGAAUUCAAAACGCGCCAUCCACAAGUCGACAACCGCAGCCUAUAUACUCCGUAAUUGGGGAGGGUAAUCUCACCGGGACGGAGUGUACUAUAUGUUAUGAAAAUCCUAUUGAUAGCGUCUUGUAUAUGUGCGGACAUAUGUGUAUGUGUUAUAGGUGUGCUGUACAGCAGUGGAGGGGGAAGGGGGGCGGCCAAUGUCCGCUGUGUAGAGCACAGAUAAAAGAUGUAAUUAGGACGUAUAAGUCUUGAUGUGUUUGCGCGUUCAAGUACAGUGUUGCCGUGUUCGUGAAUUCAAAGUUUCUACUAUUUCUGAUGUUCCUAUUCACAUGUAUUAUUCGCAAAAUAUAUUUUAUUCUUAGAUCCAAUGAUCGAAUUGAUGUAUGUAUUCACGUCAUUGUCUUGCGUUAAACUCUCGUUAAAGAUGGCGGAUCAAUCUGACGUUUUUUUUUUCACAAAUGGAACUUUACAUUUUCGAAAAAUGGCAACACUGAACUUUUGUUAUAUUUUGCCAAAAAUGCGGUUAAAAGUCGAUGUAUUAUAACUUAUUGAUAAGCUUACACUAAGUAGUACCGUCACGAGAGCCUCGAAUCAACGACGUUGAUUAGCGCGGGAAAAUAAUAUAUAAACUUAUGAAUAAAUUAGUUUGUAUUUUAGACGUUAAUUUUCAAAUUUGGAAUAAUUCUAAAUAUCUAAAUAUGUUCUCGUUUACAUAUUAUAUUGAAGAACUCUUUAGUUUUAAUUGCAAUUAAUAUAUAGCUAAUAUAAUAAAAACAAGGACGGCAUUAUAAUUUAUAUAUUUAGAAUUGUAUACAAGGAGUGUGUUGCAUAUGUUAUAAAUUUAGUUAUUUAUUUUUGAAAUUUCGGUAAUAAUUUUGGUAUAGUUUAAAUAAUAAAUGAAUCCAUUUGACAUAAUAAAAUUUAAAAGUACCUAAUGAAAUAGAAAAAAAAAUUGUAGGUAUAUUAAAAAUAAUUUUCAAAUUUUGUAAGCGGGUCUUAUUUUUUAAUUUAAUAUUUGUUUAAAGGAUUGACCAUAUCAUUCGUGUGUUGAGGUCGUUUAGCGACGAUUUCUUCCGUCACUAAAAAAGUUAAUUAUUUUCAUUUUGAACAAUAUCUUCACGCCGCCUUUUUUUAACAUAACAAGAGGCUAUGGUAUUUUAAAAUGUAUAUAUAGUUAACAGUAGACACUGCUAGGAAUAUUGUAAGUCUUAAGUUUCCUAAUACGAGGGUUUUCAAAAUUAUAUAGCACUCUAUUGUAACACGGUGACGUCAGAUGGAACGGACGUUGUGAUUGGACGGUCAUUCGUCCAAUAGAAACAGCUCAUUAGCAUCUGCUGACGUAUUUUUGAAAAUUUUGACAUUUAUCUUAACAUCUCGACCACGUAAACAUAUCGUGCUGUCUUUAUCGUGUAUAGUCAAGAUGAGUGAGACAGAAUGAUAGAUUGGAAAGAGAGAUGUGUUUUAUAAGGAUUAAUAUACAAAUUAUAUGCGUAAUCCUUGCAAAUGUAUGCGUCCAUUGUAUAUCGGUGAUAGAAAUAGUGCAUUUAGUAAUUUAUUAUCAUAUCAUAAUUUAUAGAUGAUAGUUUCUUGACAUAAUAAGGUAUACGCUGAGACAUAAGAUCCGGUUGCAUUAAAUACAAUUUGAAAAAAGGCGUAAUAAUGAGUGACAUCACUCGCGGUUUCGCCUCAGAAUAUUUGUAUUCAAUUUAAUCGUAUCUUACAUAUCGAUUAUUUAGGUGCUUCGUAUAAACGGAAUGACGCUUUUGUAUGUUUUAAUCUGCUACGGGAUAGGCAGAUAUUCAUUUCUUUUAAGAUAGAGGUCGGUGUAUAUUGGCGCCAAAAGCAAUAAACGUGUAUUUGGAACAUUUUAACAGACAAUCAACUGCAAAACAUAGGUGCAAUGUGUUAAAUUUAUGACAGCAUAAAAUGAGAUUUGUUAUUUGAAGGAUUUCCAACGAUUUUCAAUAUUUAAAAAAAUAUAGAAGUUACCACAUCAUUUGCUAGCUUGAAGAGUUCUAAAAAAAUAUUUUAUUAUGAUUUUCUCAAAUAAAUCGAUCCAUUAUUUAGCUAUAAUAUGCCGGUAGAUGCAAGCUACUGCGCUAUGUUGCCCGUGCUAAAUUUUACAGAUCGCAUAAAAAGUUGUAGGAAUUUUAAAAGAAGUAUCAUUUUAAAAUAUUUUUUAACAUACAUAUUAACUACACUACAUGGUAAUUUGUCGCCAUUGUGCAUUGGACCCGAGCAAUGAUUUUUUUAUGGUUUGAAUUAUUCCAUUAUUUCUUCGACAGUUCAAUUUGGUGACUUUGGAAUGAUUUUAUAAUAACCAGAUAAACUAAAUAUCUGAAUGUAUUUUUGGUUAAAUAUCUGGUGAUCGUUUAAAAUCAAUCCGUAAGCUACCAUUUUUAUUUGCUCAAUAUUUUUCGUUAAGUAUUUUUUUUCUUUUAAAACCUAAAACAGGGUUUUUUAUAAAUCUGUGUUCUUUGUUUUUUUUUUCUAUGAUGAUAACUUCUUCUGAAUGUUUGACUGAAAACAUCGUUAUUUUGUAAAUAUUAUUUAUUUUUAAUCAUUCCUUUGAUAAUGUUUACCAAUAAUUAUAUCUUAUACCAAACUAAGUAGCCAGUUUUUUGUGUAAUUUAGAAGAUUUUUUUUGCCGACCUUACAAAUAUGACAUUAAUGAUUUUGUUACCACUACAAAAAUCCGAGUAAAGUUUUAUUUUAUCAAAUCUACGCCCAAAUCCGAAACUUGUAAAUCUAAAUUAUCAAUGCGAGGCCAGUUGAAACAGUAACAUAAUAAUAUCUGAUCGUAUUUAUUUUGUAACACUUAAGUGACAAGAUUUUUUUUAAAACUUUUCAUACACAUUUUCGUAAUUUAUUUAAGUUAAUUGACUUCGGUGUUAAAAAAUACUGAAUUUUUAGACACAAAUACAGUGCCCGUUAUUAGUUUUUAUGUACCUACCUAAUUUAAUUUUUAACAUUUUAUACCAAAACAGUGUGACCACUUUACAAAAUAAUAAGCAUCGCGAAAGUUGUAAGCCAAAUUUAAUGUAAGUUUUCUAUGGAAAGUUGUAAAUAUAUAUGGAAUAGUUUCGAUAUGUUGAUACAAAAAAUGAAUUAUAUAAAUUUAUUAUUUAACUAACUGUAUGUAUUUGUCUUUUACCGUUUCUUUCAUUCUAGCUUCCAAGUUUUUCAUUAUAUAAAUACAUAUUUAACCUGUUCAUAAUUUAUCAUACACAUCAAAGUUUCAACAUAAUUUCAAAAACUUUAUUUUUUACAUUUUCGUACAGAUUAAAAAUUUCUUUGGUUUUUUUUAAACUAACUACAAUUUUGAUACAGGAUUUUUCAUUAUUGUAUCAACACGUCUUAGGCCGAGGGUGUGAUAAAAAAAUAUUCAUUUGGAAUUUCUUAGCCGUGUACAGCGUUAUUGUCUAGUCGUUAGUAAUUUAUUUCCUAAUUAUUUUGAAAAAAAUGCAUUCUUUGUAACGAUGUUGGAAUUUAGAUUAAGUUUUCGAAUAAAAGGUUAUUGAACUAUA